Molecule: messenger RNA, 678 nt
Organism: Ilex paraguariensis (yerba mate)
Lineage: Eukaryota; Viridiplantae; Streptophyta; Magnoliopsida; Aquifoliales; Aquifoliaceae
Source: the annotation of a GenBank genome assembly
AUGCAGCUUCGGAACCCUAAGGAAGUUACUACUGAGGAAUAUAAUGAGUUUUACAAGAAGACAUUUAAUGAAUACUUGGAGCCUUUAGCAUCUUCACAUUUCACAACAGAGCAUGUUGUUUAUGACAAUUAUUUGCCGACAGGUUUUGUAAAUGGGGCUUUACAUUGGGUUGCAUCUAAUGGUGGUGACAGGAAUAGUUUUCGAAGUUUGAUUGUGGCAUUUGAUAUGGGUGGUGAGGUGUUUAGGGACAUAAUGAUGCCUCAAGCUGUAGCUAAUAAAGAUGUAACUAAUUUGGCUGUGAUGGUAAUGGGCACAUCGCUUGCUCUGGUUGAGUAUCAAAGGUUUUGGCAAAGUGAAUAUUGUUGGGUGUGGGAGAUGAAAGAGUAUGGUGAAGCGGAAUCAUGGUCUAGACUAUACAAUAUUGAUAUGCGAGAACGGAUAAGGAAUGUUGUGGGACUUAGGAAGAACAAUGAAGUAUUUCUAACGGCAAGAGUGAAAGGGUUGGUUUCAUAUGACCCCAUUACAAAAGAGAUUAAAUGUCUUGGAAUCCAUGGCACUAAUCGCGGGUUUUACGCUAAUACUCAUGUGGAGACCUUAGUUUUACUCAAGGGAGUGUGUGGAGUCUUGGGCCAGGCAAGUUCUAGUAAUGCUAUGGCUGACGAGGGAGAUCCACUUUAG